Molecule: messenger RNA, 6117 nt
Organism: Osmia bicornis bicornis
Lineage: Eukaryota; Metazoa; Arthropoda; Insecta; Hymenoptera; Megachilidae
Gene: PNUTS
Product: serine/threonine-protein phosphatase 1 regulatory subunit 10
Exons: 10
Coding region: 1157-4912 (1251 amino acids)
Molecular function (GO): metal ion binding
Source: RefSeq, a predicted model, not a curated record
AUGACGAAAACAAGACACUUCCGACUUGGGCGUAACAGCAGCUUCUACGUAGUUAGAUGGCAGCUGAAGAAGAAGAUAUUUACGGAUUUUGGACAAUCUUGUAGCGUUUGCCGAUGCGUAGCCUAUUUUCAUCAAAGCGUAGGGCCACGUCGUUCUCGUGUAUAGGAAAUGUUAAAUUUCUUAUACACUCCUGUGAACAUUUAUUUUCCAUAAAAAGGAUUUAAUUGUUAAUCAAAUGUGAGUGGCUUUUCUGUCGUUCAAAAAAGCCGAAGUUUUUUUUGACAGCGUUUCAUUUCGAAUAACUAGCAGAAUCUGGUACAGUUUUCAUUAUAUUUUUAUCACACAGCUAUAUAUAUUUCGUAUUGGAUAUAAUAAAAAUAGACAAAAAUUAAUAUUAAAAUAUUUGAGGGAUAGGCAGCAUAGAACUAUUAAUGCAGUAGUGAUGUAACUUCGUUGUAUCGUUGGGAUUGUCGGGUUUUCACGCUGAAAAUUGCAUGCAAGGUAUCUAUUUUAUGUUAAAAUUGCAAGAGUGAUAAUCGAAUAUUAUUUGAACGCUAUAAAAAGUGUUAGUGAUUGCAUAUGCCUAAGAAAACUACGAUUUUGGUAAAAAUUUUAAUAUAAAUGGAUCAUCAUGGUGAGCUAUAAAUAGAAGUUGCUCGGUGAUGUCAAGUGAAAGGGUGGGGUCAUAACAGUUAUUGGCUGACGUUAAAAGGGAUUCGAAAUGUGAUUGGUUGGUUGUGUAACCAUUCUGGGUGGGAUAUGCGCAGAAGUAUUGCGCAGGAAGAGAUUCGCCAGUUGACCAUCCAGUGAUCACCGUUAACUGAAGAGCUUACCUCUCACAUUGAUAGUUUUACUAUUUGUAGCUUUUGCAUAACUGCAGUAUUUGUAGAUUUUUCCGAUUAGGGAAUGCAAAAAUAACGAAACAAUUAAAAUAACAAAGACUGUACAAAAAUCCUAUCGAUUAUUAUCUCCGUUUUUGUGAGGAUAGAUUCUUUGUACAGUUAGUUGAAUGAAAGGACGAUGAGAGUAACGAAGCGUUUCAAGAAUUUCACUUUAAUGAACAAUUAUUGGUGAAAAUAUAUUUUAGGCUUAGAUUUGCGUCAUGAUCCUUUGUUUGUACUUCGAUAUGCGUUAAAUCGUCAAGAAUAACAUCAAAAUGCCACGUAUAGAUCCUCUAUCUUUAUUGAAAUGUCUUAGCGUUUUAUUGGGGCCAACUGGAGGUAUUAAAAGUAAGGAAGAAGUUCAUCGAUUGACUAAUUUAAUGACAAAGUUUUCAAAGAAACUAGUUUCAAAAUGCAUUUACAUCCAAAUAUUAAAAACUACAAAUACUGAUUUACUUAGCCAAUUCAUGGGUGCUGGAGGAUGGAAUCUCAUUCACAUGUGGCUAACUGAUGGUAUUCUUGCAAAAAAUUGGGCUCUUAUUCAAGAACUUCUUGAACUGCUGUUAUUAUGCCCAGUAGAUAUUGAAAGAUUAAAAAGCAACAAUUGCCCGAAACUGAUAAAAGGUUUAUCAAAAGAAGGCAGUCAUCAAGGUGUUAGAGUGUUGGCUAGCCGAUUAGUUGAGCAGUGGUUAAAAAUAGUGAAAGGAGAAGCUGCACCAAAUUCUGUACCAGCACAAAUCAUGACUAUUCCAGUACAAACUCCUGGAACUUUGGGACAUAGUUUAGUUUCCCAAUCGGCACAGCCACAGCAACAACAGUAUUCCAUUCAUUGUGGUAUUCAAGGUUCUGAUGGCUCUGAAAAUGCAACAGUUCAGGUGCAAGAUCUACAAUUUAUUCCAAAUUCUACAUCAACUAUCGCAGUAUCCCAUGUUCAGCAACAACAACAAUCACAAGAGCAGCAGCAUCAGUUACAAGAAAGGUCAACUGUACAAUCAUUACAGUUGCAAGUUGUUAGUAAACCUCAGCAGGUGCAAAUACAACAACAAUUAUCAACACAGCAAUCAAAAAAGCCAUCUUUCGUUGUGGUAUCUACAUCUUCUCAAUCUCCAGUUCCUGUGUAUAAAAUUACAAUUCGUGAAGGGAAACAAAUUCUUACAAAAGUGGAGACGGAUGCUGCAAAUAUUACUAGUGUUUUAAAUGCAAACAGUACAAACGUAGACGUUAACGGAGAUAUUGUGGAUAAUACGCUUCCUGUGAAAGAGAACUCCGAGGAGGAAGCAACAUCUACAGAACUUAGUGAUGGUGUAGUCAGUGGGCAAGAUUGUGAAGCGGAUGUUGUACGAUCUGAAAAAUUAGACCAAGUUUCGAGUGAAGUGAAACAAACUGUAGUAGAUUCCACGGACAGUCUUGAUGUGGAUGUUGUUAAAAGUAGGGACAAUAAAGACAUUAAAGAUAAUGGUAGUAGUGAAAGUAGUAAGUCUAGUAAUAAAGAAAAUCGGGACUCUACUAAGAAAGAUGACAAAAAGUCUAGUAGUUCUGAUAAGAAAAAUCAUCAUAGCUCGUCUUCAUCUUCUAAAAGUUCUUCUAAACAUACCUCAAGUUCCAGUUCGCAUCGUAGUAGUUCCGCAUCUUACAAAUCCAGUAGUCAUCGCUCUAGCUCUAGUAGUAGUAGUUCGAAAAGUUCUAGUUCCAAGGAUAAGUCUUCCAAGGACAAGGAUAAACAUCAUUCAUCCAAUUCAUCUAGUAAACAUAGUUCUAGUAAAAGUAAAUCUGAUAAAGAACGAGAGAAAGAAAAACAGAAGAAGGAUCAGGCAGAGAAGGACAAAGCAACUUUAGAAAAAGUACAAGGACUGGCGCUGAGUUCAAAGUUGGGGAAAAUACCUAAGAAGAAAUCGGAAGAAGAAAAAUCAGGGGAUGCAGCUGUAAGAAAAUCGUCGACCGAUUCACGGGAUAGUUCUAAAGAAAAUAAGACUGAUUCAAAGAAAAUCGUUGCAAUGCCAGAAAAAAAGAAUAUUUCUAUUUCUAUCGAGAGUAGGAAAAAUUCUCAGGAUUCUACAUCACGACCAAAGACUGUGAAAACAUUUAACUCUAAAUUCCGAUCAACAGGUCUGGAGGAAGAAGUCAAACCUCCUCCACCUAGAUCAGCAAAAAAACCAAAUCCUAUCAUUGAUAAAAAGGUUAUACCACAAAAAUUACCUGUUUUAAAGAGGCCAUCUCCACUUAGAGACGCUAUUCCAACGGCGGAUAAACGAGCUAAAUUAUCAUUGGACUCGCCAACAACACCCCCGAGCGAAGAAAAGAAAGGAGGCAUCAAAUUAAUACCACCAAAACCAAAACCAAUGGUUUUGCAAGAAAGCGAUAUGUUUAUGGAUGCUUUGACCGCGUCGACGAAAAGCAAAGAGCCGCGAAAGAGGAAGCGAAGGACAUCAAUCACGAAGGAUGGUCCGUCGGAAGCAAAGAAACAGGAAACUGCCAGUAACGAUAAUCGUGAUGUUACACCUCCACCCACCUCACCACCAAGUGCCGAUGAAAAAUCACCUGUAGUUGUCAAGCCUAACUUUAAGUUCUAUCAAGACACUUUGGAAACAGAUGAAGAUAAAGAGCAGAAAGAGAAAGAGAACUCGGACGAUGAUGUUAAGAAAGAGAAAGAAGAGACUUCCGAUGAGAAAGAAAACAGGAUAUUUAAAACGGAUGUUGACGAUGAUGGAAGUAACACACCAACACCGGACGAUGAUGCAGAAGAAAAGACCUCCGAUUCCCCGGAGGAUACGUCUUCCAUGUCCGAUUCCGCGAAGAAAGAUAACUCCGGUUCUUAUCCAGAAAUACGUUACGUCGAUGGUCUAAGAAGCGUUUUGUUGCUUCAAAAACGCAAAGGGCCGAAGAAAUCAUUGAAAUGGAAGACGGAUUUGGAAUCGGUUCGUUAUUUCGAAUUGGAUGAAACGGAAAGAGUGAACGUAACGAAAACAUUCACCGAUAUGAAACAAAUGGAAAAGCAAAAUGAGAGGGAAGCAUUCCAGAUGGCUAGGAAAUUAAGUACUGAAGAUCUGAUGGAAGAGAGAACAAGGUGGAAACCUUUAAUUCCGAUCGAUCUACCUCCUGCCUUAGUAGAGUCCGGAAAAGAUAGCAGAGAAAAAGAUAUUCAGUAUGCUCGGGAGAAAGGCAUUUUACAAGCGCUGUACUUCAACCGAAGCAUGAUUCCAGACUCGGCAGCAGAGCCUGAUGAAGAACGUCACCAUGUAUAUAGUGAACCCAAAAUCAUUCCUUUGGACGAUCUCACGGGAAACAAGGAAAGUGAAAAAGACUUUACUUCCAUGCCGUGGCCAGAACCAAAACCUCAAUUGCAACCUCAGACGCCUCCAGUUUCGAGCUUCCACUAUUCCUCGUUCCCUCAUAAUCAACAACCAGUGAUGGCACCUAUGGGUCCCCAGACCUCGAUGGGACCAAUUCCUCAAAUGUCUCAGCAGAUGAUGCCACCUUCUCACAUGGGUCCAUUAGGUCCAGAAAUGGGAGGUCCAAUGUCCGCUGGAGGAGGAGGUUGGAGAACUGGGGAUGGAAAAGUAGUUGUACCAGAUGCAAUGGGUAUGAAUCCUAUGGGAAACAUGCCAAAUGCAUUUCCACCUGGAAUGGAAGGUGGUCCGAUGGUACCACCUGGAAUGUUGGGACCGCCGCCUAUGUACAAUCAGCAACAAGAAGGUUAUGGUAUGAUGGGGCCAGAAGACAUGGGAUUUAAUAAUAUGAAUCCAAAUAAUUUUCAAGGACCACCUGGUCCUUUGUACGGUCCUGGGCCUAACUUUCAGGGUCCUAGGGGCGGUGGCCCGAUGCAUGGUAGAGGUAGAGGCGUUCCUGGGCCUGGUUGGUACAGAGGUGGUGGAGGACCUCCACCCAGAGGAGGUGGAUGGAGAGGAGGCGGUGGAUGGAGGGGAAGUGGAAAGCAACCUCCCGUGUGUAGACAAUUUUCAAAAAAUGGUUACUGCCGGGUUGGUGAUAAAUGUCAGUAUCUUCAUCCUGGAGUGAACUGUCCACCGUUUUGAAAUCAGUUGAAGUGAUCGAAGGAUUUAUUGGAAUUUCCAUGGGUAGCAUAAUAUAAGUGUUCGCUUUACUGAAAGUGAACGAAUAAGAAUGAACAAUCGUACGGAAGAUAUCAAAUUGUAUUCGACACAAGCUUAUAUUAGUCGAGGAAAUUGAUUAUAAUGUGCAAUUUUCUAUUAUUACGAAGGAUCAGGCAAAUAAUAUGACAUUUAUACCAUGUAUAUUUUCACAAGAUUGAACUAUAUACAAAUAACUUUCGAUUUCUUUGCAUCGUGUAAUAUGGAAACUGAAUAUUACAAAAGAAUGUCGUGAUAAGUUUAUUUUUCACGAGUAAUACGUGCAGAAUUUUAAUAUCGAAAAACUACUUUGAAUCCAAAAUGACAAUGAAAGGAGAACAAUAGGUUCGUCGGCUGCUGGACGGCAAGAGGUUCCUACACGUUACUUUUUAUUAUAAUUUUAGACAGAUAUUUAAAAAAAGGUCUGCAAUAAUGUCGGAGAUAUUUUUUAUCUAUCUGUUUUUUUAUAAUAUAUUAACAAUUGGAGUCAUGUAGAAGCAAAAUCUCGAUUAACAUGUCUUCCUUUUACGUUCAUAAUUUACAGAGAGUAGCCACUGCCGAAAAAUAUGAAUGAACUAAUUAUAAUAAAAACUAAAAUGUACGGGAAUCGUCGUGGAUUUUAAUCUUAUUGGCAUGACCAGUGAUGAUUUCAAAGUGUAUGACGCUAAUGAGCAGGAAGUGCAAAUUCCAAUAUAAGAAGCAUUUGUCUUUCAGAUUGCCAGAUGGGUGUCUAAUCGCUUUCUACUAAUGAAUAUAUGUAAUUAAAAUACUGUUAAAAAUGAAUUGAGGGUAAUAUACAACGUAAAAUUGUAACACCAAAAGUUCAAAUAAUGAGUUAAAUAACUUUUUAUUAAAUUAAGAUAUCUUACAUUUAGUCGUGUACGUAGAUUGAUUGUAAAUAUUAUAAUUGUACCAUUUUGUAUAAAAUGUCGCUAGCUCUAAUAACAAGAGACUGUUUUAGGCUUAAAAUACUAUGUAAUAAUAUAAAAGAAGGCAACUUUUUAGUAAAAACGUGUAUGUAUAAUUUGAAAUAGUUCAAUGCGAAACGAUCUAAUAUUUGUUGAGUACAUGUUCAUUUAUAAAUGUGAACUUGUUCUCUAUAAAACGAGAUCGCAAGCAUACUAUUGUAUUAAAUAUUUUUUACGAAUUAA